AUGGUGAACCAGCGAUCGAAAGUAACACCAGUAUUGGUAACGCCGCUAUUGUUGCAAUUUGUUCCGUGCCGGCUCCAAGCAAAUAAAAUAAUUAUGUUUAGCAGUUCGUCAGAAUCGGAGGAUUCAGAUUUAGAAACAUCUAGAAGAAAUGUUCAAUCAACCAUUUGGAUUGGUAACGAGGACGGCGAGAUAUUUAUGUUCAAUUUCUUGGACAAUGCGCGUUUGAAAGCAUGCGAAAGGUUGCUGCGGCUCUCCAUGCCAGUGGAUGAUAUUGCUUAUUUGGAUGAAAAAGUUUUUGUUUCAAUCUCAUCGAGUUCACACAUUCAACUUUUGUAUUUUCUCAGGAAUAAAGAAGGCGUAUGGGAUUUGGACAACCCAAAAACAGUAUGUCUAGAUUUUCGAACGCGUUUGAGGCCCAUGACCGCCGCUGUAUCUCGACUCUGUUUCGCAUCUGGCAAUUCCCUUUAUCUUUUCAAUGCAUACAGUUUGCAAAUUGAGAAACAAUCGAUGCUGAGUUCGAAUACUGCGGAAAUGGUGGCGUGCUUGGCCGUCAUUGGUUCCACUAUUUUUGUGGCCAUGGCUAAAUCAUCUACUAUCAAAGUAAUCAAUGCAUUCACGCUGGAAUGCCUGUUGGAAUUUAACAUUUCGCAUAUCGUCAGCAAGGCGCUGUCCAGCCGGGAAGAAAUUAUCCGGAAGCACAAAAUGGGCUGCUUGAGAAUAACAUCACUACUAUGUUGUAAAAAACGCCUGUGGAUUGGAACUUCAGCUGGUAUCAUCAUCAAUACGGCCAUUUCAAAUACAAGAACAUUGAACUGGACACCAUCCUUUAAUGUUUGUCAGGCGGGACACAUUGGAUCUUGUCGCUUUUUAACAGCUGUUUCGGCGUCAGCAGCACCAUCAUUUGAUCUGCGCCGUCGACGUAUGUCACUUAGUGCCCCAACUUUGCAGCAACUGGAACAAAUGUUCGUGAUCAGCGGUGGCGAAGGAUUCGACAGUUGCGCUCUAGAAGUUGAUGGUGAGAAGCGGGAAACUGAAGAUUCUAUUAACCACUUAUUGUUUUGGUCGGCUUAA
Molecule: messenger RNA, 1071 nt
Organism: Gongylonema pulchrum
Lineage: Eukaryota; Metazoa; Nematoda; Chromadorea; Rhabditida; Gongylonematidae
Source: the annotation of a GenBank genome assembly